Ruditapes philippinarum (Manila clam) is the source of this 498-nucleotide messenger RNA. Its product is annotated as dedicator of cytokinesis protein 9-like. The transcript is spliced from 3 exons. Gene Ontology annotation, molecular function: guanyl-nucleotide exchange factor activity. The annotation marks the transcript as partial. The record is from RefSeq and is a predicted model, not a curated record. NCBI's taxonomy places the organism in Eukaryota, Metazoa, Mollusca, Bivalvia, Venerida, Veneridae. Gene Ontology annotation, biological process: small GTPase-mediated signal transduction; positive regulation of GTPase activity.
AUGACGAGGACCCGAAACAAACAUUUAAAGGAACCAAAAAUAACGUCUAGGGAGGGUGUUGACAGACUGAAAAAAUGUACGAGGAAAAUCGGCAAAGUGGACCCUAAUGAGUUAGACAACAAAUAUGCCUAUAUACAAGUAACACAUGUUACCCCGUUCUUCAAGGAGAAAGAGUUACAGAGACGUCUGACAGACUUCGAGAAGAACAAUAAUGUUUACUCGUUCAUGUAUGAGACACCUUUUACGAAAGUGGGAAAAUCACACGGUGAAAUACACGAACAGUUCAAAAGGAGAACAGUACUUCUGACAACCCAUUCCUUUCCCUUUGUUAAAAAGAGGAUAGAAGUUAACAAUAAAACGGAGUGCAUUUUGAGUCCUCUAGAGGUGGCCAUUGACGAGAUGAAUGCCAAGGUCGCAGAUUUACGAGAGGUUGUUGAUCUUGCCAUGCCAGACAUGAAAAAAUUACAGCUCAAAUUACAAGGCUCUGUUAGUGCUCAG